Molecule: messenger RNA, 1762 nt
Organism: Chanos chanos (milkfish)
Lineage: Eukaryota; Metazoa; Chordata; Actinopteri; Gonorynchiformes; Chanidae
Gene: fam114a1
Product: family with sequence similarity 114 member A1
Exons: 14
Coding region: 61-1722 (553 amino acids)
Source: RefSeq, a predicted model, not a curated record
GGCGCGAGGUUGGGCGGAAGGGUUGCGAGAGUUGCAAAGCUGUCAGCGAGACUGAGCACCAUGUCGCUGAACGAAACAGAGGGCGACCCACCCACACACGACCCCCCACCCCUAUCCCAAACUCCCGCCGAUGAACCCGCACCUCCACCUGAGCUGAACACUGAGGACCCAUCAACUGCACCCCCCCCACUGGACGCACAAGACAGCAGAUCGGCCAACGAGGUUGCGCAGGAGGACGUUACGGCCAAUCUGAGCGAAGAGCCUCAGCAGAGCCAAUCAGAGGUCAGCGGUGAGGGUCAGGUGACUGAGUGCGAUGAGUCAGUGGACCUAGAGCCCAAACCCACCGAUGGGGAAGCAGAGGUAUCAGACCAACCCAAAAGUAAAGGUUGGGGCGGCUGGGGAUCUUGGGGAAAGUCAUUGCUGACCAGUGCCACCUCCACAGUGGGUCAAGGGUUGAGUUCGGUGAGAGAAAAAGCCGGCGUGGCAUUGCGGAUGCGUCAGGCGUCAUCGUGCGAGGAAGGAGAGGAGGUGACGGAAUGUUCUGGAACGGAUAAGGCGGAAUCUGAUUCGUCUGGUCAGACGGAAGAUUCUGGAAGCCCAACUGCCCAGCCCAGUGGGGCACACAGAGGAGUGCUAUCCACCAUAACCAGUGCAGUCCAGAAUACUGGGAAGUCUGUAAUUACAGGUGGUUUGGAUGCUCUGGAGUUUAUCGGUAAAAAGACGAUGACAGUUCUGGCUGAAAGUGAUCCAGGGUUUAAAAAGACUAAAAUCCUGAUGCAGCGCACCGUGUCACUAUCUCAGAUGCUGAAGGAGGCUAAAGAGAAGGAGAGACAGAGACUGAGCAGUCAGAUGAUAACUGAGCCAACUGCACACUACGGUAUCCUGUUUGACGAGUACCAGGGUCUGUCUCACCUCGAGGCUCUGGAGAUACUCUCCAAUGAGAGUGAGUCCAGGGUUCAGACUGUUCUUUCAUCUCUUGAGGAAGAGGAGCUAGAGGCCCUGAAGAAAGACCUCAUUGCUAUUAAGGAGAUCUUCGUCACUCGCGAGGAUGAGGAAGAUGAGACGGGUACUGGGGAAAAUGCUACUGAUGGUGAAGAGUUCGUCAGUGUCCUAACGGAGCUGUUGUUUGAGCUGCAUGUUGCUGCCACUCCAGAUAAACUCAAUAAGGCUCGUAUGAGGGCCCAUGAUUGGGUGAAGAAGGUGGAGAGCCCUGUUGCUACGGAGGUCACCAGAGAGGAGAACAAGGAGGAGAAAGGAGAGAGUGAGAAAGGAGAGAGUGAGAAGGUGCAGGAGGAUAAAAUGAAGGAAGACAUCAAGAAGACUGUGGAGAGUGUGUAUCUGUCCUCAGUGGGUAGUCUUGCUGAAGUGACAGCGCGAAGUAUAGAGCAGCUUCACAAAGUGGCCGAACUUAUUCUCCACGGACAGGACCUGGAAAAACCCGCCUCUGAGCAGGCCAAGAUACUAGUCAGGUUAACGAGCGCGAUGUGUAAGGAGGUGAUCUGCCUGGCGCGGGAGUUCAGUGACACACUGCUGACCGUGGGGAGUCAAAGUAAGGCUGAGCUGCUUAAUCCCUUAGUGGACAGUGUCAUACUAGAGGGUUCUAACAGUACCAGCUACAUUCAAAACGCAUUCCAGCUUCUGCUGCCAGUUCUACAGAUCUCACACAUCCAGACUAAUAGAACCACAGGUGAACCCAAACCAGAACCAGCCCCUACAGACUAGUGUGUGUAUGUGUAUGUGUGUGUCUUUGCGUGUGUGUGUG